Molecule: messenger RNA, 9537 nt
Organism: Coturnix japonica (Japanese quail)
Lineage: Eukaryota; Metazoa; Chordata; Aves; Galliformes; Phasianidae
Gene: EPG5
Product: ectopic P-granules 5 autophagy tethering factor
Biological process (GO): autophagosome maturation
Cellular component (GO): cytoplasm
Source: RefSeq, a predicted model, not a curated record
CCCUCUUCCUGUUGUGCCCAGAGCCGCUGUGGUGGCGGCGGUGUCAUGGCGGAGGCGGUGAGGGCCCCGCGCAGGGGCCGCCCCAAGGGCAAGGCCAAGGAGAAGAAGAAAAGAAGUCACGAGGACUCCCAGAUACGAGAGCCUGAUGAUGUUUUCCUCCCUCCUGUGGCAGAAGUGUCUUCUCAGGCCACUAAAGUGCAAGUGGAGCAACCAGGAGAAUUCACAGAAAUUAAGCUCAGUGAUGAAGCAGAGCAUGGAAAAGCUGUGACCGAUGCAUGUGACAUCUCCCUCAGUAAUUUAAGUUUAACAAGCCAAGGCUCUUUGACAGCGGUUGUAGAGCCUUCAGCAGGUGGAGAAGAGAGUGAAGCUGGUCCUUCACAUGAGGAGUGUGGAGGGGAUGUUGAGAAAAGUGAAAAAAGCAAGGUGGACAAACCUCCCAGCCUUGUGGAUGCGGUUGCUAGUGGAUCAGGAAAAACUGAUGUGAUGGGCAGUUCCUGUCAUUCCAGUGCAGCUGUGACUCAGGCAGUAGUGGGCAUUGCAAGGGGCAAAGAAACUGAAAGUGUACAAGAUGUUAAAAGUCCUCUUAUCCGUUUCUCAGAGAAGCCUCCUCUGAGUCCUUCACAGCCCUGUGAGAAGUCCAAGGCACGUGUUCAUUGUUUGAGGUUGAAAUCAGUUUAUCCAGACUUGUCAACAGAGUUGGCCUACGAGAGCCCAACCAUAAUGGCAGUCAAACCAUUGUUGCACAAUGAAAGGCUUUAUCCAGAGCUGCCAACUGAACCCGAACUCGUGCCUUUUACCAGAGAACAGCUGAAAAUCUUUGAACCCUGUUCAUGGCUUGAGAAUGUUGACUCCUACACAGAGGAAUUUGAAAGUGUUGCUCAUCAAGACAGGCACGAAUUUUAUGAACUGCUCCUGAACUACAUGCGCUGUCGGAAGCAGCUUUUGCUGGCAGAGGCAGAGCUGCAGGCUAUGACAACAGACUGCCAAAAUAUUAAGGGGAGGUUAUGGACUUUUAAAGAAGAACAGAAGACUGUGCAGGGUGUCUGUGCAGAUCAGUGCAAAGUGACUGGUCACCAUCGCUACCAGACAGUCGAGAUGAAUGGAAGCGUGUUGGCAGAAUUGAAAAAGCUGUUUGAAGCCAAAGCAGAGCACGUGCAUCAGACGCUGGCAUUGCACUCCUACACGUCAGUGCUGUCUCGGUUACAGGUGGAGUCCUAUGUGUACAGGUUGCUCAACAGUUCCUCCCUGCUGAGAUCAGUGGCUCUUCACCAGCAAGAGCAAGUUUCAAAACAGUCUGAAAAUCUUUCUGCAGACUUGAGCCACUUGAAGGAGUGUAUCAGCGUUCUCUUCAGUUUCACUCGCAGAGUGAUUGAAGAUCCUCAGUUUCAGAGUGACCUUCUCGUGUGGCUGCAGAGACUGGUUUCAGUAUUGCAACGAAUUGGCUGUCCUGGUGACCAUCUCUUCCUUUUCAACCACAUCUUGCGUUGUCCAGCUGGGAUUGGUGAAUGGGCUGUUCCAUUCAUUCAGAUCAAAGUCUUGGAUAACCCGUCGGGGGUCUUUCAUUUCAUGCAAUCUCUUGCCUUGCUUAUGUCUCCUGUUAAAAAUCGGGUGGACUUCAUGUGCCAUAUGAAACCGAAUGAAAGGAAAAGCUCCUCUUCCUCUGGGAAGGAAUCUGGAAACUGGACACUGGUAGAUGAAGGAGGAGAAGAGGAUGAGGAUCCUGAUACAAGCUGGAUUCUGCUUUUGGAAGAUGACCUGAUUGUUCUGUUGUCACAGUUUCCAUUUCAUGAACUUUUUCAGCACUUCCUUGGGUUUAAGUCUGCAGGUACUUAUUUUCCUGAAAAAACAACUUCUCAGGAGAUGAUGAAGAUUUUUGCCUUUGCAAACUCCUUGGUGGAACUUCUGUCUGUGGGGUUAGAAACAUUUAACAGAGCACGAUACCGACAGUUUGUGAAGCGGAUUGGUCAGCUGAUCAAGAUGACGCUUUGUCAUGUGAGUGACCACUGGGCCCAGUACAUCAGUGGCAAUAAACAAUAUGGAUCGACAGGACAUCCAUACUCCAUGGACAAGUUACAGCUGGAGUUUGAUGAGCUGUUUUUCAGAGCUGUUUUACAUGUUCUGAAGGCAAAAAGGCUGGGAGUCUGGCUCUUCAUGUCUGAGAUGCCUUACGGGACAUUAUCCAGUAACAUGCUCUGGAAGCUCUUCUUUGUCAUGCACUGUGCAGAGAGUGAGAACCUGGAAAAGCUCUGCUCUACUUUACAGCCUGCUGACUGCAAAAAGAGACUUGAAGACCCACAGCACCUUGAAAGUUUUGAAAAGUAUCUCCAGUCCAUGAAUGGCUCAGAAGAAAUUUGUCUGCUCACCACAUUUGCUCAGAUGGCACAAACCAAACGGGCUGAUGUUGAUGAGGAUUUUAUCAAAAUUGUUGUUCUGGAGAUAUAUGAGGUGUCGUAUGUUAGUCUUGCAACAAGAGAGACGUUUUCAAAAGUUGGUCGAGAGCUCCUGGGAGCAAUUGCCAGCAUCCAUACACAGAUUAUUUCUGUGCUGUUGGAUCGAGUUAGAGAGACCAUUGAGAAAGUUGGAAUGGUUUCUUUGUAUCUGUUUAAAGAACUGCCUUUGUACCUGUGGAAACCUUCUUCAUCUGAAAUAGCACUGAUUCGAGACUGGUUACUGAAUUACAGUCUAACCACUGUGGAGAAUAAACUAGCCUGUAUUAUCUUGGAAGGUCUGAACUGGGGAUUUUGUGAGCAGAAGGAUGCUCUCCAUCUGGAUCCAGCCGUUCAUUCUGAAGUUGCAUUGAUGGUCCUUGAAGCGUACCUGAAAUACCUCUCCCAGAAACCAUACUCUGGAUUGCUUUCUGAAAGCAUAAAGCAGGUCUCUUACCUAGCUAGCAUUGUUCGUUAUGGAGAAACACCAGAGAGUUCCUUCAACCAGUGGGCAUGGGGCUUGAUUUUGAGGUUAAAGCUUCACAGAAAUGACCGUGGCAUACAGUGUGGCUGGCCUGCAGUUCCUGUAUCUGACAGUGUGCUUGACAUGACCGAAUCGAUCACGCUUCACCCCCUCCUGAAGGCUGUUAAAGCAGGCACACCUAUUGGCUGUUACCUCGCACUGGCAAUGACCACACUAGGUCACAGCAUUGAGAAGUUCUGUGCUGAAGGGAUUCCUCUUUUGGGUGUACUUGUCCAGUCUAGAUACCUGAGAACAGUAGUCCACGUCCUGGAUAAAGUUUUACCCAUAUUUUAUUCUUGCCAAUAUUAUCUCCUGAAGAAUGAACAGUUUUUAUCUCAUGUCCAACUGUUCCUUCAGCUGGAUAGUGGAGUCCCUCAAGGCAUGACCCAGCAGGUCACACAUAAGGUAACACAGCACUUGACAGGAGCGAGCUAUGGAGAAAAUGUUAAACUGCUCAGUAGUAUGAUACAGACUCACAUUUUCCGAAGCAGCCAGCCAAAUGGAGUGGGGCCAACUGCAGUAUUGGAGUUCUGGGUUCAGGUCCUCAUCAGCCAGCAGCUGUGGCACAGGGACCAGGCAACGCUCUACUUACUGGAUCACCUAUGUAAAGCUGCUUUUCAGUACAGCCAGGAAGACUGCAUACAAAAGCUGCUUUACCAACAGCACAAGAAUGCUUUAGGUUAUCAUUGUGACAAAGGUCUGCUGUCUUCUCUUGUUAGCUGGAUUGUGGCAGGCAAUGUGACUCCCUCCUUUGUUGAGGGCAAUGCCAACUCCUCUCAGGUCUGGUUUUCAUGGAUGGUGUUAAAUGUUGAGUCCAUAUUUGAAGAAGACUCACAGCUUCGCAGGGUUGUGGAAGGAGAAUUAAUCAUUAAUGAUUUGUCUCCUGAUCAAGCUUUGAAGAAAGCCCAGACCCAGCUGAAGCUGCCUGUUGUACCUUCACUUCAGAGGCUCAUGAUUUAUCGCUGGGCCCACCAGGCCCUUGCUACCCCUGCUGAUCACCCUCUCAUGCCAUUGAUCUGGCAGAAAUUCUUCCUGCUUUACCUUCACAGACCGGGACCACAGUAUGGAUUACCUGUUGAUGGCUGUAUUGGAAGACGAUUUUUCCAGAGUGCAGCCCACAUUAACUUAUUAAAUGAAAUGAAGCAGCGCUUAACAGAGGUGGCAGACUUCCACCACGCUGCCAGCAAAGCACUGAAAGUGGAGAGUCCUGUAAAGAACAGUGACAAACCACCAGAGAAGGCGAGCUGCUUGCCAGAUUACCUGACUUCACCAGAUCUGCAUAAGGAGCUCGUCAGGCUUUGUAAUGUUUUUAUUUUGUGGUUGGAAGAAGAGAGCUUUCAGAAAGGAGACACGUACAUUCCUUCCUUACCAAAGCAGUAUGAUGCACACAGACUUGCUAAAAUCAUGCAGAAUCAACAGGAUCUGUGGAUGGAGUAUGUCAAUAUUGAACUGAUACAUCACGAGUUUCAGGAAGCUGUAAACCUUUGGAUGCGGGCUCAGAUUGAAUCACACACACCAGCUGCUGUUUCUGCAGGGCAAACAGAUUUCACCAACCCUUUGUCAGCCAAAGAAAGGAUAUUGAAUAAUUUGAAGAAGUUUGAUUUGCCCAAGCCUCCUCUUUCACUCCAGCCCAUGAAAGCCCCUGUGCCAGUUAUUUCCUCUGCCAGUCUGAUAAAUCAGAAAGAAGCAAUUCAGCUCACACACACCGACCUUAAAGUCUUGCAGGGUCACGCCAAAACUGCAGCUCUUUGGGAAUCCCAACAUGUUGCUCUGAACAGUGAAAUACUGGACACCAUACCCAAGCUGUAUGUUAAUCGGGAGGAGCAGAUCACCCUCCACCUGGAGUGCCGGGGAGCAUCAAGUAAAGGCUGCCAGGGAGCAGCUCAUGUAACAGUCCAGUUUGAGGGGAAACACAAAAACGAAGCAGUGAGCCAGCAGCUUCAUGCUCUGCGAAAAGAAGUGAGACAGCUGCAAGCAGAAGCCAUGAAGCCACCUUCUGUGGGUGUUGUGGAAGCAGCAGUGCAUGUAGAAAACUUUAUAACGACCUUAAUAAAUAUCUACAAAGUGCAGCCUAUGCCUGCAAUUAAGAAAGUUGGAAUUAGUUUGUUUUUUAUCAUGGUGGAGUAUGUGUGUGAUGAAACUCAACGCAACCCUCCCACAAGGCAGUUCUUCACUUCCUGCAUAGAGAUCCUAGGCCAGGUGUUCAUCAGUGGGACCAAGUCAGAGUGCAGACGUCUCCUCCAGACAAUCCUGCACAACCGAAGGCUCUGUACGCUUCUAUCUCCAUACUUCACUCCUGUUGCUUCUCCUGAUGAGUUUGUGGCUUUAUAUGAAAAAGUUGUGACCUUUCUGAGUGAGGACAACAGCGAUGUUGUCUUCAUGCUGUUGACAAAGUUUGACCUUACGCAGUGGUUAAAUGUCACUAAGCCACCUCUAUCUGAGCGUACCAGGCUUCUGGAAUCUAUUCACUUGGCUCUCAAUGCAUGUGGCCUUGAACCUGAAGAAGAUAUUCUGAUGCCGUUUAAUAUCUUCUGCAAUCACUGGACUAACCUCCUCCAGUAUCAGUUCCCUGAUCACUAUAGUGAUUUUCUAAGAUUGUUUGUACAAAGCUCCUCAGAGCAGCUUCUAAGCCCUGACUGUUGGAAGGCAGCACUUAAAGCUUUGGGAUGUGGUUCAGUGGUGGCUGAACAGGGGAGCUUCAAGAAAAGCGAUUGCACUGAAAGUCCUGUAUUGCGAGAUGCUGGAGAAGUCCUUCUGUCUGCAGAGCAGGUUAGAGAGACAAUAGAAUGGCUUUCCACCUCUUUCAGCAAGCUUCGUCUAGCCUCAGUGGACUUCAGAACCUUCGGUCUCUUUUCAAAAUGGAGUCCUUAUGUGCCUGAAGUGAACACAUUUUUGGAGUAUCUUAUUAAACGGCUUAUUGAAACUGAAGUUGUCAGUUUAGCCCAAGAGCCUGUUGGCAGCAACAGAGUUUUAGCUGCAUUGCAGUCCUUGUAUUCAAUUACUGCUGGACUGUUUAAGCCAUGGAUACUGGUCUUAGACAAGGAAGAUGCAAGUAACCAGCCCUGCUACCCUUGGUUGGAGAGUGAUACUCCCGCAGCAUCCAGCAUGGUCCGUUUGUUUACAGAUUGCAUCAAGCUUUUGCAUGAGAGCUUUAAAGAUAAGCUGCUGCCAGGCCACCAUGGUGCUCUCUGGUUGCAUCUGAUGCAUUACUGUGGAUGUUGCACAGCUCCCAAAAUGCCAGAGUUUAUUCUCUAUACUUUCCAUACUGAAUUCAGGAGACUUCCAUGGAAGGAAAUGCAUCCAGACCAGAUGCUUAUGGAAGAGUUCUUUAAAGUGGAAAGAGGAAGCCCCAAGAGUUGUUUCUUAUUCCUGGGUUAUGUUUUAUGUGAAAUAAACUGGGUCAGCGUCCUUUCUGAUGCUUGGAAUCCCAACCCUCAUCCUCAGACUCACAACAUGAUUGUCUGUUUGCUGUAUAUGAUGGUCCUGUUGGCAAAGGAGGAACAGCUUAUAGACAAAGAGGAAUCACCACUCAUAAAUCUUCUCGGACAGACUAGCUCCCUUCCUUGGCAACUUGUGGGCAUUUCAUCUUAUCAAAGCAUCAUCAGCUAUUGCAACAGUCACUACCCUCCCUCUGUUAUCCUUGCUAAGGAUGCUGCAUCUGAAUUGAUAGUGAAGCUCCUGAAAAUCUCAGCAGGGUUUGGCACAUCUUCAGAUAGUCACAUCCACCUUCAGGAUGCAACACUGAAGUGCCAAGCGUACAUCCGCCAGAUGGUUCAAUUCCUCAGCACCUUGGAACAAAGUGGGAAGAUCACUCUUGCAGUUUUAGAGCAGGAAAUGUCCAAGUUGCUGGAUGAUGUAGUUGUCUUUAAUCCUCCAGAUAUGGAUCUGCAGACACGUCACCUGGCCCUCAGCAGUCUCUUUACAGAAACACUGAUGAUGUUGAACACUUCCAGUGUUACAACAGCUGAGUCACUUCGGGGGAGCUUACGAAAGUGGAUUGACAGUAAAGUGCAUGGAUUGCUAGCAAUGCCCCUUCUGACAGCAGCAUGUCAGAGCCUGGCCUCCGUGCGACACAUGGCAGAGACAACAGAAGCCUGUAUCACCUCUUACUUCAAUAAAGUUCUUCCUCACCAUCAGGAUUUGGGCUGGGGUCCUAUACUCGCCUCCCUCCAAGUUCCUGAGCUAACCAUGGAAGAAUUCCUGCAGGAGUGUUUGUCCUUAGGAAGCUACUUGACCCUCUAUGUCUACCUGCUGCAAUGCCUGAACACUGACCAAACUCUUACCAAUGAAAUGAAGAUCCUAAUCACCAUCAGCAAGUGGCUGGAGCAAGUGUAUCCAAGCUCAGCAAAGGAAGAGGCGAAGCUGUUCCUUUGGUGGCACAAAGCUAUGCAGUUAUCCUUAAUUCAGAUAGAGCAAGAUGAUGCCAUUGUGAUGGAGUCUGUCAUUCGGACACUGCUGUCCAUCCAGGGCAGGCAGAGUCAGCUGGCUGAGGAGAGACUCACUUCUGGAAUACUUGGAGCUAUUGGGCUGGGCAGGAGGUCUCCUUUGUCACCCAGGUUUCGGCUGGUUGCCCGCAGUUUGUCUGCCUUCCUCCUGGUGCAGAUUCCUGCAGAGGGUCAAGUCCGCCUGAAAGCAGGCUCAGAACCAAGGCUGACACAGAAGGCCCAGCAGGCACUGAGUGCUCUUGAAUCAAUGGCAUCAAACAAACAGUAUGUGGACUUUCAAGAGCAGAUCUCCCAGGCUUCUCUGUUCAUCAAGCAUCCUGAACAUUGUCUUCGAGAUGGCAAUAACCUUUUGGCUCUCCUUAUAAACACCCUGUACCCAGAAGUGCAUUAUUUGGACUGCAUACGGUAGCAGCACUGAGCUCACAAAACAAUCAUGCAGUGUUGAUUAUUCUGGUUUACAUUUAAAAGUUGUUCCUGCACAAAUAAUUUUUACCUUAAAGAGUUCUGGUUGAAGUAAGUCAGAAGUGUGAGUGGGAGCUGCACGCUGGCAAAUUUCAUGCUCUCUGAGGGUUUCUUUUUCCUUUAAAGCUCUUAGGAUAUUUAGGCCUGUGUAACUGUUUAGUUUUUAUCAACUGAAAACAGUUGGAAUAUGUUCCUGUGCAAGGUGCACAUGUAAGGGGAUAAAUGUACAGACCAUUAGACUGCAAAGCCCGUUCUUGUUUCUUGUAGCAUCUUACAUUUCUGUUGUGCCUUUUUCAUUUUCCUGUGUGUCAUCAUUUGAGCCAGUGCAAAGUGAGUAUGUGUGUGGGGGGAGGGGUGUGUAUUAUACAGUUUUCGACUCUCUUAGUGGAGUACCUCUAAAGCUUAUGUGAGUGUGUGUGUGUGCAGGGAGAUUUGUCCCUGCAUUUCAACAGGUGGUAUUUUAAAGUUUGACUCUUUUGAUAUUCCACAGAACUCCGUAGUUUAAAGGCAUGCCUGCAAUCUUCUCCUGUGUCUGAAAACUGAACUAAAGAACUUUGCUUUCUCCUACUCCCUGAAUAUUACUGAGUCUGCCUCCAUACUGGUUGGUUAAACAAAAGAGAUUUCUGGCCACGUUGUUUCUAAGUCAGGUGAUGUCUACAGACUGAUUUUUCUGCAUCCUUGGUGUCCAGGAGGGAAGAAGUUAUGUUCUUGCUGGAUGAUAUUCCUUAAUUCUGAAAAUCUAGAUAUUUAGGAGAUUUAUUAAGUGGACACCACUGAAGUUUGUUCUUCCUAGCUGAGCAUGAUAUGGAAGGACUUCAUAUGACACUGUGAAAAGCUAUUUAGCUUGUUUUAAAUCACUUUGUUAAAACUGUAUAAACUAUGAGCCUGUAAAUCUAUUGUUUUGCUGAAUGAUCACUGUUAUUCUUGCUUUGUCUGAUGUUGCACGUUCUGUCCAGUGGAAGCAGAAAGUGAGUUUCCCUGCUUGCUCAUGUGAUGUUGGCCUUCCCAUGGCUGAUCUAUUUGAGGUUGCCCAAGGUCCUACAUUAUCAAUCCGUGCACCUCUACAAAGGAAGUGAAAAACAGUGAAAGCAUCUUCUCUUUCUGCAUUAAGUGUGCCUUUGUGUUCAGAACAUGUAACCAUGUUUAAGCAUUUGUUCAGGUCACUUGGGGAUAAUAGAUGUUCGAUAAUGGAUUAUUUUGCAGUCUUGCUCUUAGCUGUGAUUUUGGUGCUGGAGGGCAAACCACCUUUUUCUUCUCGAUGAAUCUGGCUAACUGUGCCAGCUGUGUCAUCAGAUCCAGGUGUGGUUUUAGGCUCACAGGUAGAGCAAAGAACUGUAUGUGUAUAUAUAUGUACACCUCUCUGUAUAUUAACCAGGUAAGGGUGCAGCACGGUUUCUGACAGUCUCCUUUGGGAAACUGAUGCCUGGAAGAAUACGUGCUGCUGCUUUUUGAACCCCUGCAAUGAGUUAAAAGCACUGGUUUAUUAGUUUCAACAUUACUGAUCAGUUGCAUUUAAAAAAAAAACACAUAAAAAUGUGAAGAAUGGAGAGAGAUAUUUGACAUAUGUAUUUGACAUGCACUUUUGAAAGAAGGUAUUGUUUCAGCUGUCGAGUUUUUACAGAUGUGUUUAUAAUAUCCUAUGUCUGAAAAAAAAAAAAAAGACAAAAAAACCCCAAAAAAA